Spinacia oleracea (spinach) is the source of this 1101-nucleotide messenger RNA. RefSeq lists its product as uncharacterized. The transcript has 8 exons. NCBI's taxonomy places the organism in Eukaryota, Viridiplantae, Streptophyta, Magnoliopsida, Caryophyllales, Amaranthaceae. Bases 1 to 1101 code for a protein of 366 amino acids. Gene Ontology annotation, cellular component: MWP complex; microtubule organizing center. Gene Ontology annotation, molecular function: protein binding. Gene Ontology annotation, biological process: microtubule anchoring at mitotic spindle pole body. The record is from RefSeq and is a predicted model, not a curated record.
AUGGGGAUUGAGCGUGAUGUAAAACGUGUUUUUGUUGGUGUUGCCUACAGGGUGGUGCAGUUAUUUGCAUGCUUAGAUAAGAUAAGCUACAUUCAGUGGGCCUUGGAUUCUGAAUACAUACUAUGUGGUCUAUAUAAAAAACCGACUAUACAAGUAUGGUCAAUAACUCAACCUGAAUGGACCUGUAAAAUAGAUGAAGGUCCAGCUGGUAUUGCUUAUGCUAGGUGGAGUCCUGAUAGUCGUCACAUACUCACUACGUCAGACUUCCAAUUAAGAUUGACAGUUUGGUCAUUACUGAACACUGCUUGUGUACACGUAAGAUGGCCAAAGCAUCCUUUCAAGGGGGUUUCAUUCACCCGAGAUGGCAAGUUUGCUGCAGUAUGCACAAGACGUGAUUGCAAGGACUACAUUAAUCUGUUGUCUUGCGAUUCUUGGGAGAUAAUGGGUGUUUUUGCUGUUGACACAUUGGAUUUGGCUGAUGUAGAGUGGUCACCUGAUGAUAGUUCUAUCAUUGUAUGGGAUUCACUUCUUGAAUACAAGGUCCUGAUUUACACCCCUGGUGGACGGUGUUUAUUGAAGUAUCAGGCAUAUGAAAGUGGUUUGGGUGUCAAGAGUGUUUCAUGGUCUCCGUGUGGUCAAUUUCUUGCCAUUGGAAGUUAUGAUCAGAUGUUGCGUGUUGUUAAUCGUCUAACAUGGAAAACUUUUGCUGAAUUCUUGCACUUACCUAAUGUUCGUGGUUCCUCUUGUGCAAUUGUCUUUAAGGAGGAAGACGAGCAGCCCCAGCUUGAUAUCACUGGGUUGCGUUUGAGUGGUGAUCCUUAUGAAAACAAUUUAGGUAAGGGUCCAAAGGAAGGAUGGUAUGAUGGAGAAAGCAUUGUUUUUGCGCUACUGCUUGUCAUAUUUGUUACUGGUACGAUUACUUUUUUGGCUGCUGUUGAGGCCGUUUUGGUGUUGGUUGUAGCCUACUCAGCUUCUACAAUUGCUGCUGCAGGAGUGUUGGGUGUGGGUUGUACUCCUGAUCUGCAGUCUGUUCUACAGGGAGUGGGCUGGGGUGUGUGCAGUCAGUGUUUGGUUGUUAAGGAGUUGUCUGUACUCCUUUAA